Messenger RNA from Funneliformis geosporum, 477 nucleotides. The record is from the annotation of a GenBank genome assembly. NCBI's taxonomy places the organism in Eukaryota, Fungi, Glomeromycota, Glomeromycetes, Glomerales, Glomeraceae.
AUGCUCCGAUCACCCAUAUAUAAAGGCGAAACUGCUAUCAUUGGCGAUUUAGGGAUAAGUAAACCAGUAUCAUCUGAAGAAGAUGAUAAUGAAAUUUAUGGGAUUAUUCCUUAUGUUGCUCCGGAGAUUUUUCUAGGUCAAAAAUAUACUAAAGCUUCAGACAUAUAUAGUUUUGGUAUGAUUAUGUGGGAAUUCUUGACAGGUAGAAGGCCUUUUUGGGAUAAAAUUCAUGACACAGAGCUUAUUAUUGAUAUUUGUGAUAAUAUUCGUCCUGAAACCGAUAUAAAUGCACCCGAAGGUUAUAUUGAAUUGAUACAAUCAUGUUGGGAUUCUGUUCCAUAUAAUAGACCAACGGCCGAUGACAUAAUAUCGAAAAUUAAGAAUAAUCGGAAAUUCGAGGAUUAUAGUAUAACCAAUUAUAAACAUAGGCUCAAACCUGACGGUAAUAGUAAAUGGAUAAUUAAUGUUUACGUAUAG